This is a messenger RNA of Perkinsus marinus ATCC 50983, 327 nucleotides long. RefSeq lists its product as hypothetical. The record is from RefSeq and is a predicted model, not a curated record. Lineage: Eukaryota; Perkinsozoa; Perkinsida; Perkinsidae. The transcript has 2 exons. The coding region runs from base 1 to 327 and encodes 108 amino acids.
AUGUCGCAGUAUAUAAGGUUCUCUGGUGACGACUUAAAGGUUUUUGAGGCGGAGAUAUUGUAUCGUGCCAAGAUUAUAAUAUCACGGUCAAGCUCUCGUGAUGCAGUAGCAGCGAGAGGUCAAGCAUUUGAUGAUGUGGCCAGUGAGCUUCGUAAGGCUAAUGGUGAUGUAUUUCGGACACCUAAACAAGUGAGGACUAAAUGGGCAUCAACAAGGCAAAAGAUAAUGACCUACUACAAGACGGGUAAGCUACCACAAUCUAAGUGUGAGGCUGAGAUGGUACGCAUCGCGGAGUUCCUCUCGAUCAGCAUCUAUUAUGGCAACUGA